AUGAGUUCUCCCACCACAGCCGUUAUGUGCAGUACGGCACCUUACGCCAGGCUCCCUCUCGAGAUUGAAUUAUAUGUCGUCCAGGCGCUGAUAGAGACUCAUAAGAGAUCGGAGAAGCCAGGGUUUUGCUUAUCGACCUUUGCUAGCGUUUCCAAACCUUGGCAACCUCUCAUAGAGAGGGAAACAUUCAACCGUAUAAAGAUAGCGUCACACGAGCUAGACCUAUUCAAAGACCGUGUCCGAUCCUACCGAACACGACUUGUCAAACAUAUUCUUCUCGAAAUCCCAUAUAACGUCUCCUCGAGUGGCGAUGAUGACCAGGUUCAGUUUUCGAAAGCAGUCCACGCUCUUUGGCGUAUCCUCUCAACAUGGAAGACACACCGUGUAACAGUGGAGCUGGGCAUCUUCUCUACUGAAGCAAAGCAACUCAUGGAAAAGUGUGAUCGAAACGGCGCCCACGACUACCCUUUUAACUUUUGGAAGACCCUCAACCCACACUUCUUCCUUACCAUUGACGUUUGGAGACAUAAAGGUCAGCAAUUCUUGGGCAGCGAGCCUCUUGGAUUCGACCGAGCUUCCUUAUCGCAACAAAGUGCUACGAGUUUGCCUCAGGUUGACGCCAUCACUGAGCUAGUGAUCCGUAGAGAAUAUCACCCAAAUAUCGCUCCGAUGACUCUCCAUGAGAUCAUCUCGUCGGCUCCCUGUAUUGAAUCUAUUCAUCUUGAGAGAUGGCUAUAUGCCAUUUGGGAACAAGACAGAGAUUGGGAUAGCGCCUUCCAGCAGUCAGGGCUUUUAGUGCCGGAAUCGACGAAACGGUUGGCCUAUUUUGAAGAAUACCUUCCUCCAUAUUAUCACUGGGCUGGGGGAAUGGUAAUACCACGAUUAAACAGAACAGUUCUGGAAUCCGUCUUCCACGCCGCAGAUCGCCUUGAGCAUAUUGCUGUCUCUUUUGCUUUCGAUGCACAAAUAUUUUUCGAUGAGCUCAUACAACCGAAGUUUAAAGUACUGAAGACUCUCGCACUUACAUCUUCUUUCAGCGAUACUCUCAACGAUACAUCUGAGAGUCUCUUACUUAAUGCUGCAGAGGGAGUAAAGAAGAUACCUGCUCUCGGAAUUCUGGAGAUAUGGAAUCUCAAUAAAUAUCGUCAAGCCGAUGUUUUCCGGUACGAGAGACUGGAUCGACGCAAUGGCCAACUCACUUGGCAGAGCACCCAGGACCGCCGGAUCUCGUCACGCGUACAAAAGGGCUGGAAAGAUCUGUUGGGUAGAUUUCCGAGUGUUUUGGAUGUAAAAUGCAGCAAAUUUCCGAUGGAGAUGGAAAGUCUUCAGGAUAUUCUACCAUAUUUGAAGUUGAGAGAGCAAAUUCUUCGUGACUUCACCGAGAGGUAG
Messenger RNA from Fusarium mangiferae, 1389 nucleotides. RefSeq lists its product as uncharacterized. Bases 1 to 1389 code for a protein of 462 amino acids. NCBI's taxonomy places the organism in Eukaryota, Fungi, Ascomycota, Sordariomycetes, Hypocreales, Nectriaceae. The transcript has 2 exons. The record is from RefSeq and is a predicted model, not a curated record.